AUGGCAAAGCCGGUGCCACCUUGUCAAUCAGUCUGUGAGGAUGCUCGCAAUAUAGCAGAGCCCAUUAUCAAAAGAUUUAAUAAUCAAACUUGGCCAACUGCUUUAGCUUGUAACAAAUUUCCAGUACAUGAUUUUGGUGUCUGUAUCAAGCCGAGUUCAAUUAUUUCUGGUACAUCAACACCACCCCCUAUAAAAAGCCGAGAAGAAUGUGAAACCACAUGGUCAAGUUGGGGUAACUGUUCACGCGAGUGCAACGCAGGAUAUGCGAAGAGAUACCGAUUUAUUCACAUUGAGGGUUCAUGCUCUAAAAUUAACGAACUUAAUCCUUGUCACCUUAAAGACUGUGGAAUUAAAUAUUGCCUAAAUAGAUUUGAUAAACCUAGUUUGUGGCAGUUUCGUAAGAGACGAUACACAUUUGGUAUUCGUGCUCGUGUUAUUUCAGUGGAACAAUUCGAUACCUCUGCUAAAGUUCUUGUAAGAAUAUCAGAGGUUUUAUUUGCGAAAGCUCACAUAAAGAAAGGAUUUACCACAUUACAUAUUAAUUCUACGUGUAUCGGUGCAAAUUUGAUAAGCACCAAAGAUUAUAUAAUUAUGGGUCAUAUGGACGCAAACUAUCCUCCUCACUUGACUAUCAGCUUAUCCGAUAGUGCAUUAGACGAAUGGAAAUCUAGGUGGCGUACUCAUGUUCCAAACUGGGCUAGAAAAGUUUGGAGAAAGCACAAAGAAUUGUAUAUUAUAAAUGAUUACGUAUCUACUUAA
Messenger RNA from Trichoplax adhaerens, 759 nucleotides. RefSeq lists its product as hypothetical. Gene Ontology annotation, molecular function: protein binding. Lineage: Eukaryota; Metazoa; Placozoa; Uniplacotomia; Trichoplacea; Trichoplacidae. The record is from RefSeq and is a predicted model, not a curated record. The coding region runs from base 1 to 759 and encodes 252 amino acids. The transcript has 6 exons.